This is a messenger RNA of Sus scrofa (pig), 3921 nucleotides long. RefSeq names its product retinol saturase (gene RETSAT). The record is from RefSeq and is a predicted model, not a curated record. Gene Ontology annotation, cellular component: endoplasmic reticulum membrane. Lineage: Eukaryota; Metazoa; Chordata; Mammalia; Artiodactyla; Suidae. Gene Ontology annotation, biological process: retinol metabolic process. Gene Ontology annotation, molecular function: all-trans-retinol 13,14-reductase activity.
GCAUGCGCACGGCCCUCCGCACAGCAGGCGAAGGAAGUACGAGGAGCGGGGAGGGUCAAUCUGCGCUGGAGACUUGGUCUCUGGCCAAAAGAUCUGGGCGCAUCAGCGGCCAAAGCUAUUUCCGCCUACUCUGUGGGGCAACAGGCUAAUUGGGCAGAGCCGCGGCCGCAGUCGGAGCAGACGGGUUCCCCACACCUGAAGCCGGCGCGAUGUGGCUGUCGCUGCUGCUGCUGGCUGCGCUGCUGCUGGCCGUCCUCGGCCAAGUUUACAAGUGGCUGUUUGCAGGCAGCUCUCCGAACCCCUUCUCCGAGGACGUUAAGAGGCCACCCGCACCCCUCGUGACGGACAAGGAAGCCAGGAAGAAGGUUCUCAAACAAGUUUUCUCAGUCAACCGAGUGCCAGAGAAGCUGGAUGUGGUGGUGAUUGGCAGUGGCUUUGGGGGCCUGGCUGCAGCUGCGAUCCUGGCCAAAGCCGGCAAGCGUGUUCUGGUGCUGGAACAACAUACCAAGGCGGGAGGCUGUUGCCAUACCUUUGGAAAGGAUGGCCUUGAAUUUGACACGGGAAUCCAUUAUAUCGGGCGCAUGGAGGAGGGCAGCUUUGGCCGAUUUAUCUUGGACCAGAUCACCGAGGGGCAACUGGACUGGGCCACCUUGUCUUCUCCCUUUGACAUCAUGGUCCUCGAUGGGCCCAAUGGCCGAAAGGAGUUUCCCAUGUACACUGGGAAGAAGGCCUAUGUUCAGGGCCUCAAGGAGAAAUUUCCCCAGGAAGAAGCUGCCAUCGACAAGUACAUAAAGCUGGUUAAGAUGGUGUCCAGCCGCGCCUCUCAUGCCAUCUUGCUGAAGAUCCUCCCACUGCCCUUGGCUCAGUUCCUAAGCAAGUACGGGCUGCUCACUCGUUUCUCGCCGUUCCUCCGCGCAUCCACCCAGAGCCUGGCCAAGGUCCUGCAGCAGCUGCCAGCCUCCCCGGAGCUCCGGGCUGUGCUCAGCUACAUUUUCCCCACUUAUGGUGUGACCCCCAGCCACAGCACCUUUGCCAUGCACGCUCUCCUGGUUGACCACUACUUGAAAGGGGCCUUUUAUCCGAAAGGGGGUACCAGUGAAAUUGCCUUCCACACCAUCCCUGUGAUUCAGCGGGCCGGGGGCGCCGUCCUGACAAGGGCCCCUGUGCAGAGCAUCUUGCUGGACUCAGCUGGGAAAGCCUGUGGUGUCGCCGUGAAGAAUGGGCAAGAACUGGUGAACAUCUUCUGCCCCGUUGUGAUCUCUGAUGCAGGACUCUUCAACACCUAUGAGCAUUUGUUGCCGGAGAAGGCCCGCUCGCUUCCAGGGGUGCAGCGGCAGCUGGGGGCCGUGCGGCCAGGCUUGAGCAUAUUCUCUGUCUUCAUCUGCCUCCGAGGCACCAAGAAGGACCUGGGUCUGUGGUCCACCAACUACUACGUCUAUUUUGACACAGACAUGGACAAGGCGAUGGAGCACUACCUCUCCCUGCCCAGGGACAAGGCUGCAGCCCACAUGCCCCUGCUCUUCAUUGCUUCUCCGUCCAGCAAGGACCCGACUUGGGAGGACCGGUUCCCAGACCGCUCCACCCUGAUCGUGCUGGUGCCCACCUCCUAUGAGUGGUUCGAAGAGUGGCGGGACGAGCCCAAGGGAAAGCGGAGCAGCGACUAUGAGACCCUCAAAAGCUCCUUCGUUGAAGCCUCUCUGUCAGUCGUUCUGAAGCUGUUUCCACAGCUGGAGGGGAAGGUGGACAGUGUGACUGGAGGGUCCCCGCUGACCACUCAGUUCUACCUGGCAGCUCCCCGGGGUGCCUGCUACGGAGCUGACCACGACUUGAGCCGCCUGCACCCUCAUGUGAUGGCCUCCAUGAGGGCCCAGAGCCCCAUCCCCAACCUCUACCUGACAGGCCAGGAUAUCUUCACCUGUGGGUUGAUGGGAGCCCUGCAGGGGGCCCUGCUGUGCAGUGGCGCCAUUCUGAAGCGGAACUUGUACUCAGAUCUUUGGAAGCUGGGCUCGAAGAUCCAGGCACAGAAGAAUAAGAAGAAGAAUUAGUCUAGUCAGGGAGGAGUCGGGAAUUUGGCCCGUGCUAGGGCACAGACCCCUGACCUUCCCGAGCUUUUCUGCCUUAGUUCCUUGAUCAUGCAAAGAUUCUGAUUGGUUUCUGAUUUCUGAAUGGAGGUCUGACAUGAAAGUCUAGCAAAGGUCACGGUUCUAAAACUGUUUUUUUGGAUUUUUUUGUUUUUUUCCUGGCUGCCCUGCAGCCUAUGGAACUCCCGGUUCAGAGGUCAGAUCAGAGCUGCAGCUGCAAACUAAGCCACGGAUGCAGCAAUGCAGAUCCCUAACCCACUAUGCCAGGCUGGGUAUUGAACCUGUGUCCGAGCGUUCCCAAGGUGCUGCUGAUCCCAUUGCACCACAGAGAGCUCCCUAGGUUCUAACACUGAAGCUCUAACAGCUGGGUAGGUGAGAUUAUCUUCCUCACACCUUGUAACACACUGUCCCUCCCAGAGGCCAGGUGUGGGCUACUGAUUUGGGUGGCAUUCAUGGCUCAUCAAGCAGCACUCUGCGUCCUACAGCCACGCCCCCUAACUCUGAGCCGUCAAAGCGAAUAUACUUUUGGUCAGGUGGCUAGAACCCUCCAGAGUGUGGGUCAGCUGAAGCAGGCUGGUCCCACUGGCUGGGGGCUUCUCCCAAGCACUCUAGUGUAGCGCUGCAGGACUUCCACAUGUUGAGGGAGAGAGGGUGCAUGAUGAGCAUGGUUUCAGUUGUAGCUCCAUAGGUUCAGAGUCUCCAGAGCCCAUCUUUCUGGUUUCAGCGGCCCUUUCAGAGGUUGGGGAAAUGCCCUUAUAGGCUCCACGUGGGCGUGGGAACUGGGGGUUGACAGGACGCAGGCGUGAGCAAGGUGUGUUAGAAGAUCCAAUUCCUACUCAGCUGAGCCCUUGGCUGGUCUUCCUUACCGUCAGGGUUACAUUGGGUCUUCACCAUGCUGGCACCCAGAUAACCCUCCCAGAGCCCAGGGCCUGAGCCUUGUGGCUUGUCUUGCCAGAUACAGCGCGGGGCAGGGCGGGGCAAAAAGAUGAAAAGUAGUUGGGUGAGGCAGGCAGAAGCACAUUCCAGCCAAGGGUACAGCAGAGGACAAGGGCUGAGGUACCCUGUGUGAUGACAAAUGGCCCAGCUACCUCCCAGACCUGGACCACAGGCUGCCUGGUGGAGAGGAGGGGCAGGAUUGGAAGUCUGUCAGGAUCAGAACACAGAGAGCUGCAGAAUAUGUGCAAAGCCGGGGAAUGGCCUUUCCAGCAUAUUGGUGCCUACAUUGGGAUCAGGUGGGAAGGAGAGUGAAAGCUAAAGCUUCAAAAAAAAGUGACCUUCUGGAGUUCCCGUCAUGGCGCAGUGGAUACUGAAUUCGACCUGGAACCAUGAGGUUGCGGGUUCGAUCCCUGGCCUUGCUCAGCGGGUUAAGGAUCCAGCGUUGCUGUGAGCUGUGGUGUAGGUCGCAGACGUGGCUCGGAUCCCCCGUGGCUGUGGCGUAGGCCAGUGGCUACGGCUCUGAUUAGAUCCCUAGCCUGGGAAUCUUCAUAUGCCGUAGAGAUUCUGUUAGGCCUUAUUUCAAUUUUUAUUCUGUACUAAUAAACAAUAAUAAGAGGGGUUAGGAGGUAUAAUCAAUACUGUCACAGCUUUGUAUGAGGACAGAUGGGACUAGACUGCGUGUGAUCUAUGUGUAAUGUAUACAAAUGUCGAAGCACUAUAUUGUAACCUGAAACUAAUAGUGUAUCUCAACUGUACUUCUUAAAAACAAAAAAAAAAAAAAAUGGAAUUUAAAGAUUUUACAGCUUCAAUAUUUAAAAUUUAUUUUGGUUUCUGUGCAGAGGUACAAAACUACAUUGUGAUGGCAUUCACAGAAGCUCAAUAAAACAGUGUAUGCUAAAAAGUA